AUGUCGGGCCAGAACAAUUCCGAGAGUGAUCCAACACUCGGCGAUGCACUCGCGCAGGAUGAGAUAAUUAUAGAUGCUGUUCCCGCCGAAAAGAAAGAAGAGAGAAAGGAAAUACCUACGCUGGACCAAAUUGCACCAAGAUGCGUCAUGAGUACUGGGCUCACAGCUCAGAACCCCCGCUUGACGGCCCAAGAGUCAUUCUGCGAGCUACUCCGUUGGUGGAAAGACAGAAUCAUCGAGUCUUUUGGCUUGCAGCUGACCGACUUUAACGUCGCCAUGGAAAAGCGUGGAAACCCUCCCGAUGCAAAGAUCCCCGUGGAGUUCGCUUUCACUGCGCAAGAUGGAUCUGGAAAACCGCUUGGUUAUAUUCACUUCAUGAACAGCAGAGAUGGCAAGGGCGGCACCGUUACAGUCGCUGUACGAGACGUGACUCUGCAGCCGAAGAUGGUACUCCCAGACGUCGAGCCCCCCAAGGAACCCCGAGAUGUUCGAUUCACCCACCGUCCAGAGCUCGGCUUGGGAAGAGCCGUUCUCAACUUUUUAGGUGCCGGUACAAACCAUGGUGUCACCUGCAGAACGGGUAGUUACAAAUACAAGUUCAACUUUGACCCAGAUGGCGAGCUCAAGGCCUUUCUGACAGCCAUGAACCAAGACAAAAUCAACGAGUUUCGACGAUCUACAGUCCCACAGGGCAGCCGAUAUGUCCCGUUUCAGCCGCAUCCGAAAACUGACACCAUCUUCACCAUCGGCGCUGACAGCAACGCACUGGGGAGAGGCGGGCGAGGCAGAUACAUAUACCGUUCGAAGGUCACCCCCAAAGAGUUCAACACGUGGUGCGAACCCGCCUUGUUUCUACAGGAUAUCAAGGAUGAUGAUAUCGUCAAGACUGAGAUGGGUGAUCUGAUCCUCGAUUCCAAGUUUCGUGGCGAAAUCUACCUCAAAGGCUUUCUCCUGAGUGACACGACCCGCAGGGGUUAUGCCAGCUUGUCGGAGAGGCCGCUCAGAUUCGGUUACAACAUCCUCUACGGAACUCCAGAUGAGAAGAUGAAGCACAUGAUGGUACUAUCCCACCAGCUCAAGGCCGGUGUGUCCUGGAUUGCUAAGACUUUCGGCUUGAAACCCGAAUACGAAAUCAAUCUCCCGAACUUCGGUCGACAGGCAGUAGAAUUGCGAGACUCGUACUGGUCUAUCUCGAAGCCCUACAACACGUUCUAUAGAAAGUUGUACAAUCAUAUUCCUCGAUUGCUUAAAGAAGAGCCGGUUUCUAUACCUGAUACUCAAUUCGCCGUAUUUGUCGACAAGGCUCUUCAGUCCUGUCUAUUUGCAUACAAACAUACAGAAACUCUCCGCGUCAUGUUUUUCGACGCACUACGGUUUCCUCAUUGGGCUAUUUUAGUUGACGAUGAUGUCGUCAGAGUACCCAACAAGUGGCUCGAUCAUAGAAAUUUGGGGCUGAGCUUUGACAUUCUGAGAGAUGCGUCACUGGCGGAUUUGAUGGUGGCAAUUCCGAGCAUCCUGUUUCAUUUCGUCCUCAAGCAGGUCGUCAUUGGCAAAGAGUCCUUUGACCGACAAAAAGCCAUUGCGAGACGGAGGUUGCUGGACUAUACACGAGAACAGCUUCACUCUAAGGUGCUGAAUCUGAACUUUGAGCCUGGUUCAGGGGCAAACUUAGCAAAUGUCUCUUGGGAGGCUACGUUUUCCCCACGGAGUGGUUCAAACUAUCAUGUCCAGCUGCACCAGACAGAAACAUGUUCGGAUCACUGGAACGCUGUUCUCGUUCGAGACAUCCUCCCCACAAGUCCAACCUGCAUCAAGGAUACAUGCCACAUCUCGGAGGUGUAUAUCACAAAGGAGUUCCGACGAUACUGCAUCAAAGAUUGCCUUUUGGGGCAGGAAUAUUUCGGUAUCGUCUAUAACCCCGAAGAACCUCUAUCCAUUCCCCUCGUCACAAGUACUUUCACCGUACCGCUGGACGUGAGCACCGCCGAUGAUCAUGAUGUUGAAAUGGCAUUGAAGGGACUCGAAGAUCUACAAAGCCAACCAUCUUUUUGAACGCCACCAGUC
This is a messenger RNA of Fusarium oxysporum Fo47, 2064 nucleotides long. RefSeq lists its product as uncharacterized. The record is from RefSeq and is a predicted model, not a curated record. The coding region runs from base 1 to 2052 and encodes 683 amino acids. Lineage: Eukaryota; Fungi; Ascomycota; Sordariomycetes; Hypocreales; Nectriaceae. The transcript is spliced from 5 exons.